This is a messenger RNA of Populus trichocarpa (black cottonwood), 932 nucleotides long. RefSeq lists its product as uncharacterized. The transcript has 3 exons. Gene Ontology annotation, biological process: proton motive force-driven ATP synthesis. NCBI's taxonomy places the organism in Eukaryota, Viridiplantae, Streptophyta, Magnoliopsida, Malpighiales, Salicaceae. Gene Ontology annotation, molecular function: proton transmembrane transporter activity. The record is from RefSeq and is a predicted model, not a curated record. Bases 269 to 637 code for a protein of 122 amino acids.
CCUACUACACUGUAUUCCCUGCUUGCUCUCUUUCUCAUCACCAAGAGAAGAGAUAGAGAGAAAGGUAUGAAACUUUGCGCUCUAUAAUCUGCAAUGGUUUUCUUUAAUCCUUUCAUUUCAUUUUGAUUUUGUAUUCCUCUCUCAAAUCAGAUCAAAUCAGAUCAAAUCUUGCUCUUAGAUAUUCCUACUUGGUUUUGACCCAUAUGGUUUUCUCAUCUAAUUACGGGCUGGUUUCUGAUUCGAAACCCUAAGCUUAAUGUAAUUCAUAAUGGCUUCAAAGCUAGCUCAGUUGCAAUCGAAGGCUUGUCAUGCCUCAAAGUUUGUGUCUAAGCAUGGUGGUGCAUAUUACAAGCAGUUGUUAGAACAGAACAAGCAAUAUAUCCAGGAUCCACCCACUGUUGAGCAAUGCAAUCUUUUGUCCAAGCAAUUGCUUUACACUCGCCUCGCCAGCAUUCCUGUGCGUUAUGAAGCAUUUUGGAAGGAGCUUGAUUAUGCUAAGCACCUUUGGAAACACAGGCAGGAGUUGAAGGUUGAGGAUGCUGGCAUUGCUGCUCUGUUUGGGCUGGAGUGUUUUGCAUGGUACUGUGCUGGUGAGAUUGUUGGUCGAGGGUUUACUUUCACUGGCUACUAUGUCUAAGUGCUGCAACAAGCCGACACACCUCCGGAGUUGAACUGAUAAAGCUUGAGAUUCUGUUUUUCCCGUUCAUCUUGUUUGCAAUUGACCAUUGCAUAUAUACUAAAUUUGUUAUCCUUCAUAAAAAUUGAAAAACUAGGCCAGGAAAACUCGUUUCCGUGUCACCUUUUUCCUUGCAUUUUCGCUUAUGCCAUGCGGCUGUCCUUCAGGCUCUAUUCCUUCUGCUCAGAAUAACAUGUCUCUGAAAAAAAGAACUACAAGGAAAACAUUUUUCUUGAAGGUGAGUUAUUUUCUAGCA